Hypanus sabinus (Atlantic stingray) is the source of this 2307-nucleotide messenger RNA. It is a transcript of the gene mad2l1bp, whose product is annotated as MAD2L1 binding protein. The record is from RefSeq and is a predicted model, not a curated record. Gene Ontology annotation, cellular component: nucleus. Bases 195 to 1718 code for a protein of 507 amino acids. Lineage: Eukaryota; Metazoa; Chordata; Chondrichthyes; Myliobatiformes; Dasyatidae. Gene Ontology annotation, biological process: regulation of exit from mitosis. The transcript is spliced from 2 exons.
ACCGGUAGGUGCGGGACUGCGCAUGCUCGGAGUGCGGACGCGAUUGAAACCGGUAGGUGCGGGACUGCGCAUGCUCGGAGUGCGGACGCGAUUGAAACCGGUAGGUGCGGGACUGCGCAUGCUCGGAGUGCGGACGCGAUUGAAACCGGUAGGUGCGGGACUGCGCAUGCACGUAACGUAGAGGGAAAUUUGAAAUGGCGAACGAGUCGGAAAUUGGAGUUUGUGAGGCGACGGCUCACAGAAAGGAAGCAGAAACUCUUCGGGAGUCCGGGACCGAACAGCAAGAGGAGAAAGAAGGCCCGGAGCUUGGAGUCGAUCGACCGGGAGAGGGAGAAGGCCUAGAGCCCGGAGUCCACCGACCGGGAGAGGGAGAAGGCCCAGAGCCGGGAGUGCACCGACCGGGAGAGGGAGAAGGCCCAGAGCCCGGAGUCCACCGACCGGGAGAGGGAGAAGACCCAGAGCCCGGAGUCCACCGACCGGGAGAGGGAGAAGACCCAGAGCCCGGAGUCCACCGACCGGGAGAGGGAGAAGACCCAGAGCCCGGAGUCCACCGACCGGGAGAGGGAGAAGGCCCAGAGCCCGGAGUCCACCGACCGGGAGAGGGAGAAGGCCCAGAGCCCGGAGUCCACCGACCGGGAGAGGGAGAAGGCCCAGAGCCCGGAGUCCACCGACCGGGAGAGGGAGAAGACCCAGAGCCUGGAGUCCACCGACCGGGAGAGGGAGAAGACUCAGAGCCUGGAGUCCACCGACCGGGAGAGGGAGAAGACCCAGAGCCCGGAGUCCACCGACCGGGAGAGGGAGAAGGGUCGGAGCCUGGGACUGGACGGGAGGGAGAGCGUCUGGAGAUGGGGAUCGGCGGGCUGGAGAAAGAUGACUUGGAGUCGGAGGUCGGCGAGUCGAUAGGGGAUGGAGGCUCGGAACCCACGGAGAGACAUGAAGUAAGGGCGGUGUCGAUGAGUGAAGCGAAGCUGGAGUGUCACAGUGUGAUGGUCCCUGGGAGGUGCUGCUGUAUUGAGGCUCGGGCGGAAGCAGAGCUGCCGGUGUUGUUUCCUGGCCAGGUGACUCGGAAAAGCUGCUGUCGCCUAGUAUGUGAGCUGUUGAAACACGUCUUAUACCAGCGGCAGCAACUACCACUACCCUACGAUCAGAUGGCUUUUUUCACCAAGAGAGAAUGCCCCCCCGAUAACUGUUCUGUGUUAUCACGAUCGAUAAAAAAUGAACAAAGUAACUGCAAGAAAUCUCAGAAAAUGCUGCUGGAGCUGGACGAGGUUUUUCAGAAUUUAGAGGCCAUGUUUACAUUGACAUUUAUUCCUUGUGUGCACAUACUAAUGGGUGGCAGUGUUGUCAACCCAAAAGAAAUGUAUGAAAUCAACAUGGAGCAAGUUGCUUUUGGAAGCACCGAGGAGAGCCUAAAAACAAUCUCAUGUAUCCGUCAACUUUUUCAUGCACUCUUUGUCAAGGAUCUCUUCAAUGAGUUGAAAUCUGUUCCUCUUAUGAACACUGUGCUUCUUGUCCAAGGUCACAGGAAUUGUGGGAUACAGUGGUUUCGACCCAAAUUGAACUACAGGGCUCCAAAUCGAACCAGGAAGCUGAUUAUCCGUCUGGCCUGUGACACUAUGAGUUUAACUUUGGCUGAGAAGCAGAGACCAAGCUAUAACCAUGAUGAUUAUAUCUGGUUUCAAGCACCCAUAAUCAUCAAGGGAUUUCAGUAUCAAUAAUAAUCCUAGCUGCAUCUAUUUACAGUAAUUGUGUGGUUUUAAACGGGGCUCGAGUUUGGGCAGCUUCUUCUGUCAGUGGCAAUGGUGUGUUGUUGCUGUAAAAACUUGAAUCCUUUCUAAAUGAGUUUUUUUUUCAGUACAUGUUUAGAGGUGUGCUGUGUUUGAUUGCAACCUUGGGCAGGAAUACUGAUUUUUUUUUAAAUGCGGAGGAUAAUUGUAAUUGCUCAUGUCUGAUUUAAUUUCUUGCUUUCUGAGCAGCAGUGGGCUAGUGCCAGCUGUGCUGAAAGGUGGUAAUAACUUGGUUCACUUUUGGAAAGGUUCCAGAGGGCAAGAUUAGGUUCAGCUUUGAAACUCUAAUCCGUCACAAUCAGGAAUGGAUCCUGAUUAAAGCACUGAAGGCAUGGAGCUGUCUGAGGACCAGCCCUAAGAAGAAUCAACAUGUUUGGAAGUGCGAUGCUGUCCAAAAAGGUUCCUCUUUACUCUGCAUUUAAUAACUAUAUAGGAAAAGACUUAAGUAUGCAAAAUUAGUGAAAGAUCAUUGUGAGACAUUGUAUAGCAUUUUCAUCCAGUUUUCAUAUAUGGUGCUCAA